CAGCGGGGACUCGCCGCGACAUGCGCCUCUGGACCUGGAGCUGACCGGUUGCUACGAUGUCCUGGCGUGGGGUCCGGGUGCCUGUCUGGGGACCGCUGCUGGUGCUGACGCUGGCGCUGGGCGGGUUGCCGCAGGCAAGGGGCGUCCAUGAGGAGCACGGCGGCGCGAAUGGAACCAGCUAUGGCUUCCAGGUGGUCACCUUCAAAUGGCACCACGUUCAGGACCCGUACAUCAUUGCGCUCUGGAUCCUCGUGGCCAGUUUGGCUAAAAUCGUGUUCCACCUGUCCCACAAGGUCACCAGCAUUGUCCCUGAGAGUGCUCUGCUCAUUGUCCUGGGCCUGGUGCUGGGUGGCAUCGUCUGGGCUGCUGACCACAUCGCUUCGUUCACGCUCACGCCCACGGUCUUCUUCUUCUACCUGCUGCCCCCCAUCGUACUGGAUGCUGGCUACUUCAUGCCCAACCGGCUCUUCUUUGGCAACUUGGGCACCAUUCUGCUGUAUGCUGUCAUCGGCACCGUGUGGAAUGCAGCCACCACCGGCCUGUCACUCUAUGGUGUCUUCCUCAGUGGCCUAAUGGGUGACUUGCAAAUCGGGCUCUUGGACUUCUUGCUGUUCGGCAGCCUGAUUGCUGCUGUGGACCCGGUGGCCGUGCUGGCUGUGUUUGAGGAAGUCCAUGUCAAUGAGGUUCUGUUCAUCAUUGUUUUUGGGGAGUCGUUACUGAACGAUGCUGUGACUGUGGUCCUAUACAAUGUGUUUGAAUCUUUUGUGACACUGGGUGCUGACAAUGUGACUGGCGUGGAUUGCCUGAAAGGCAUAGUGUCCUUCUUCGUGGUGAGCCUUGGGGGCACUCUGGUGGGGAUCAUCUUUGCCUUCCUGCUGUCCCUGGUGACCCGCUUCACCAAGCAUGUACGCAUCAUUGAGCCGGGCUUCGUCUUUGUCAUCUCCUACCUGUCCUAUCUGACGUCUGAGAUGCUGUCCUUGUCGGCUAUCCUGGCCAUUACCUUUUGUGGCAUCUGCUGUCAGAAGUACGUGAAGGCCAACAUCUCGGAGCAGUCAGCCACCACUGUACGUUACACCAUGAAGAUGCUGGCCAGUGGAGCUGAGACCAUCAUUUUCAUGUUCCUGGGCAUCUCAGCUGUGGACCCCCUCAUCUGGACCUGGAACACAGCCUUUGUGCUACUCACGCUGGUCUUCAUUUCUGUGUACCGGGCCAUAGGCGUCGUCCUGCAGACCUGGAUCCUGAACCGUUAUCGCAUGGUACAGCUGGAGACCAUCGACCAGGUGGUCAUGUCCUAUGGCGGCCUGCGUGGAGCCGUGGCAUAUGCCUUGGUUGUGCUUCUGGAUAAGGACAAGAUCAAGGAGAAGAACCUGUUUGUCAGCACCACCAUCAUUGUGGUCUUCUUCACAGUCAUAUUCCAGGGCCUGACCAUCAAGCCCCUGGUGCAGUGGCUGAAGGUGAAGAGGAGUGAGCAUCGCGAGCCAAAGCUCAAUGAGAAGCUGCAUGGCCGGGCUUUCGACCACAUCCUCUCGGCCAUCGAGGACAUCUCAGGACAAAUUGGACACAAUUAUCUCAGAGAUAAGUGGUCCAAUUUUGAUAGGAAGUUCCUCAGCAAGGUCCUCAUGAGAAGGUCAGCACAAAAGUCUCGAGAUCGGAUUUUGAAUGUUUUCCACGAGCUGAACUUGAAGGAUGCCAUUAGCUAUGUGGCUGAGGGAGAGCGCCGUGGGUCCCUGGCUUUCAUCCGCUCCCCAAGCACAGACAACAUGGUCAACGUGGACUUCAGCACGCCACGCCCAUCCACAGUGGAGGCUUCUGUCUCCUACCUGCUGAGGGAGAAUGUCAGCGCGGUGUGCCUGGACAUGCAGUCCCUGGAGCAGAGGAGGAAGAGCAUCCGCGACACCGAGGACGUGGUCACCCACCACACGCUGCAGCAGUACCUGUACAAGCCACGGCAGGAGUACAAGCAUCUCUACAGUCGGCACGAGCUGACGCCGAACGAGGACGAGAAGCAGGACAAGGAGAUCUUCCACAGGACUAUGCGGAAGCGGCUGGAGUCCUUCAAGUCGGCCAAGCUGGGCAUCAACCAGAGCAAGAAGGCGGCCAAGCUGUACAAGAGGGAGCGGGCGCAGAAGCGGAGGAACAGCAGCAUCCCCAACGGGAAGCUGCCGGUGGAGAACCCGAAUCCGGCGCACAACUUCAUCAAGGAGAAAGAUUUGGAACUUUCGGACCAUGAGGAGGCCCCCGACUACGAAGCCGAGGAGACCAGUGGGGGUAUUGAGUUCCUAGCGAGCGUCACGAAGGAUGUAGCCUCAGACUCUCCAGCAGGAAUUGACAACCCUGUGUUCUCCCCGGAUGAGGACCUGGACCCGAGCAUCCUGUCCAGGGUGCCACCCUGGCUGUCCCCUGGGGAGACUGUGGUACCCUCCCAGAGGGCCCGCGUGCAGAUCCCCCACUCUCCCAGCAACUUCCGCCGCCUGACGCCAUUCCGCCUCAGCAACAAGUCGGUGGACUCCUUUCUGCUGGCUGAUGUCCCCGAGGAGCGGCCCCACACUGUCCUCCCAGAGUCCACGCACAUGUGACACCGGCUCUGACACGCCGCUGACCGGAAGCUCGUCUCCGCGCCUGGGACCACCCGCCGCCAUGCAG
Castor canadensis (American beaver) is the source of this 2643-nucleotide messenger RNA. RefSeq names its product solute carrier family 9 member A3 (gene Slc9a3). The record is from RefSeq and is a predicted model, not a curated record. Gene Ontology annotation, cellular component: apical plasma membrane; plasma membrane; brush border membrane. Gene Ontology annotation, molecular function: potassium:proton antiporter activity; sodium:proton antiporter activity. Gene Ontology annotation, biological process: proton transmembrane transport; potassium ion transmembrane transport; regulation of intracellular pH. Lineage: Eukaryota; Metazoa; Chordata; Mammalia; Rodentia; Castoridae.